AUGGUCAGGACCAGGUCGAGGGCUACUAGCCCUGGCCGUCAGGGAAGCAGAGGCGCUUCAAGUGAUCCCCAGCGUGAUCGCCAAUCUGCACCAGUCAUGCAGACGUCAUCCGUUCAGAAUAUGCAAUCCAUGGCGGCUGCAAUGGCGGAAUUGACUCGCCAAAACCAGGAGUUAAGGAUGGAGAUCAGUCAGAGAAGACAGACACGUGAGGAACACGCAGGACAGACACAAGGCCAUGGUGACAAAGAGAAUACUGAGGUUGGAAGCCAGUUUAGAGGCACCACUUCACGGGUAGUGCCACACUUGAAAGAGGAGAUGGACCAAAUGAAGAAAGUCAUGGAGGAGAUGAAGGAGAACAUGAGGAGAACUAAUCCUAUAGAGGAUUUGGUCCACAGAACAGAUUCUCCUUUUACGGCUUCCAUCAAUGGCCACCCCUUACCAUCAAAGUUCAAACUGCCUUCCCUGGACUCGUAUGAUGGGACGCGUGACCCCUUUGAUCACAUUGCAACAUUCAAGACGACAAUGCACCUCCAAGGGGUCCCUGAUGAAAUCAUGUGUCGAGCCUUCCCUACUACCCUUAAAGGCCCGGCACGAGUUUGGUUCAGUAAAAUCCCCCCAAGUUCCGUAAGUUCUUUCGAAGAGUUAAGCAAAUUGUUUGUUAACAAUUUCAUCGGGGGACAGAGGCACAAGCGCUCUUCGUCCAGCUUACUGACCAUAGAACAAGGGGAGAACGAAAGCCUGCGGUCAUUCAUCACUCGCUUCAACAGGGAAGCCCUUAGCGUGGACGAGGUGGACGACAAGCUUCUACUGGCAGCCUUCCACAAUGGGAUUAAUUCGGAUUUAUUUAUCCACAAGCUAUACGAGAAGGAGCCUCAAACCAUGGCCGAGCUCCCAAGAAGAGGAAAAGAGCUGAGAGGAUGGAAGCGCACCCAGCUCGACACUCAGAACAAGCCCCUCGUCCAAAGAAGGGACGGACGGAAGAUAGGAAGGAACGAGAUGGCAGGAAGACAGGUCCCAUGGGAAGAAGCCAGAACUAUACGCCCCUGA
This is a messenger RNA of Quercus lobata, 1047 nucleotides long. RefSeq lists its product as uncharacterized. NCBI's taxonomy places the organism in Eukaryota, Viridiplantae, Streptophyta, Magnoliopsida, Fagales, Fagaceae. The coding region runs from base 1 to 1047 and encodes 348 amino acids. The transcript has 2 exons. The record is from RefSeq and is a predicted model, not a curated record.